Molecule: messenger RNA, 1979 nt
Organism: Mytilus californianus (California mussel)
Lineage: Eukaryota; Metazoa; Mollusca; Bivalvia; Mytilida; Mytilidae
Exons: 2
Coding region: 448-1899 (483 amino acids)
Source: RefSeq, a predicted model, not a curated record
CUUUUCACUAUAAUAUCUUUUAACUCUAAUACUAAGAAUUUUGAAUAAGCACGUGAUUUGUUGGUUCGCCUGAAGGUGAUGUAUAUAAAUUUGAUAUUUAAAGCAUAUCUUAUCAGUGUAUAUAGUUAUAGCAGCCUUAAAUGUUCAAAUUGAAAAAUGUUUUUGAUAUAUAAAUACAUUUUAUACUGAACUUUGAAAUGCUCGAAGGCACGUAACUCUACAUAAAAACUAAAUAACAUUUGGUGCGUGAUCUGUAAUUUUUCUAUAGUCUGGAUAUCCCCGUCGAGAAAUGAAAAAGUACUAUCUAUCUAUUCAGCAAUUAGUUUAUUUAAGUAUCACUUUCAUCGCCACAGGACAGUGAGAAAUGGACGGAAAAUCUAAUAAACACUAUUCAGUUGAGAAAAAUGAGAAGUGUCUAUGUUAAAACGUAACUUAUGUUAAUUUCAAAUGGGGACGCAAAUUUUUAGUGAUGAAACUGACAAAGAUGCUGAAAGCAUCAUUAAGUAUACAAGACAACCAAAAAAACCACCAGCGUAUGUGCCUAGAAGCCGAUCAUUGGAUGACUUGCCUGGUGGAUUACGUGUACCAAUCCUUAAGAAACCUGAUUCACGUUUCCAACAAAAAUAUGAAGCAAACGUUGCUGGUUUAGAGGAACUCAAAAUGUUACGACAGAAGCAUGGAAAAAUGGUCGAAGACAUAACAGCUACAUUAGUCCCUCAAGAAAAGAAUCAGAUAAGAAGUAGUCCAAUCAGACUAUCGUCUUCAAGUUUAGCUAUUAUCAAAGAAGAGCCACAGGUUAACAGUGAAUUUCAUGUUAGAAACACGAAGGAUGAAAGCCAGCGUUGCAAAGUUCGGUUCAGUAUUUGUAGUGAUGAUUCACUAAAGGACAAUAGCAUGUGUAGUAGUGAAAGUAAUGUAAGUGGAAGCACGGAGUCGCUUACUCAUCCAUCAAGAGAAAUAGAUGACCAAAUAGAAACUCGUACACGUGAACAAAUGUUAGCAAAUUUUCCGACAAUUCAGCCUCCAAUAAUUCAGCAGAGACGAAGGGCCAGUAUUCAGGUGGACACUUUAACUAAUAGUAUGCCACCACCAGUUGACAGAUCAAUCCGUCCAAAACUUCGUAGGGCUAGCUUCCAAUGUGAAGCUGUUAUUACAAAACAGUUUGAAAGGGGAGAUUCUGUUUCUAAAUUAAUAUCAGAUUUUAAACUUCAGUACAACUUUCCUUCUCCUGUACAUGCUGUUACAAGACAGUAUGGCAGUUCCUCUGAUAUAAAAAUGAAAGAUAAGAUGGAGUCUUCACCUAGUGCUGAAAAAGAUUUGAAAACUAUUCUUACAGAAUGGGAAGGUGAUCGGACAGCAAAUAAAAAGCAAACGAAAUCAGGCAGUGCUAACAUUAGUACCAAAGUAAACACUGAAGGAAAUACAAAGUAUAGAACAGAAACAAAUUCUAUCGGACAUGCGCGUAAUCUCAGUUUUACGUCAGAUUAUUUUGGAUCUACGGAAACAUUGAAUACAACGAAGAGCUUUCCUCUUGCAGUCAAAGGAAACGAAGGAAUGCAAAUAAGACGUCAAAGUUUACCUGUGAUAUUGACUAGAAACGAGAGUGUGUCUGAAACAGUGCCGAAGUUACCAGAAAGAAGGAGGUCUCUCAUAGACAAUAAGCCUAAUACAAAAGAUAACUUUAAAAGAGAGUCCAAACUUGAGAGUAAAAUACAAACACAAAGCACUGAAUCUGAUGAUGGCAUUUUUCAUGACGAGGAUGAACUUACUAGACAGGAAUUAACAAAUAAAUUUCACAUAAAUGAUAGGGACAUGGAUGAUGUUUUUCGUCAUAAAAAGCGAAACGAGUCGAGUAGACCAGAAAUUAAAGUAACUUUGGCUUUGGAAACAGCCUUGUAACUGUGAUAAUAAAGAAUAGUCGCUUAUUAUUAUAAAUUCAAUGCUCUGCUUAUUUUUGUUAAAUAAAAUAAUAAAAUGUC